AUGUGUUCUACCCCUGGGACCAUCGCUACCCAGAGCAUUAAUUCUCAAAGAAAAGUCCUCGAAAUGUUUUCAUACUACAAGGCGGCAGGCCGCCGUUUUGAAAGACAGUUGGCACAUAGAACUAUAAGACGGCGUUUCACGACUUUCAGUCCUGAGCCUGAGAUGGCUCUACAUUGCAAAAGCAUGAUUAGUCAGAAUUAUCCACUGCAUAGUUCUUUUCGACUGGCUAUCGAUAAGCUUUACUAUUGA
Molecule: messenger RNA, 249 nt
Organism: Sclerotinia sclerotiorum 1980 UF-70
Lineage: Eukaryota; Fungi; Ascomycota; Leotiomycetes; Helotiales; Sclerotiniaceae
Exons: 2
Coding region: 1-249 (82 amino acids)
Source: RefSeq, a predicted model, not a curated record